AUGAAGAGCUUGUGCUCAGAAGCAUCCUUUCUCCUUUUUUUCAAUUCUCCUAUUAACAAACUGUUGGGGGUAAAAGCUAAGAAAUGCAAUCCAAGCGGCAGCAUAAGGGGAAAGGAACCCCCUCUUGGGCAAUGCAAUACUGAGAAUGACUCAGAAUGUUGUGUUGAAGGCAAGAUAUACACCACUUACGAGUGCUCACCACCAGUAGUUCGCCACACAAAAGCCUUUCUCACCCUCAACAGCUUUGAGGAGGGAGGAGAUGGCGGUGGUCCAUUAGAAUGUGUUAAUCAGUUCCACUCUAACGACAAACCCGUGGUGGCGCUAUCGACCGGAUGGUUCAACAAAAAGAGGAGAUGUCUUAACAACGUCACCAUCAAAGCCAAUGGGCGGAGUGUGCAAACCGUGGUGGUAGACGAGUGUGAUUCAACUAUAGGGUGUGAUGCAGACCAUGAUUAUCAGCCUCCAUGUCCUAACAACAUUGUUGAUGCCUCUAGGGCCGUGUGGGAAGCUUUGGGUGUGCCUCGUGAUAAUUGGGGUGAGCUAGACAUUAUAUGGUCCGAUGCUUAG
This is a messenger RNA of Juglans microcarpa x Juglans regia, 567 nucleotides long. Its product is annotated as kiwellin-1-like. Lineage: Eukaryota; Viridiplantae; Streptophyta; Magnoliopsida; Fagales; Juglandaceae. The record is from RefSeq and is a predicted model, not a curated record.